UCCAUUUCUUCUCCCCCGCAUCGCACCCCAUCUAGGUAUAUAAAGCUAGGCGAGGGGAGGCACGGAGGGUUUUGGAAUUUAGCCGCCGUUGCGUGAGGGAGAGCGAGCACCGAGCGUCCGAGCGGAAGUAGAGCCGAGACCGAGCCGAAGCGGAGGAAGCGCUGCUGGCUGCUACUGUGAGCCCAGCCCACGUCCACUCGCGCUCGCCGCGCCGCGCCUCGUAGGAGGAACUGUUUUGGCGGCGGUUCCCGGCGGCGAGGAUGAGUGGUGGUGGAGUGGGAGGGAGGGGGCCGGCCGCGGCGCUGGCUGGACCGGUGCCGGCGUCUGCGAGGAAGCUAGUGCAGGGGCUGAAGGAGAUCGUGAACCGCCCCGACGCGGAGAUCUACGCGGCGCUGCGGGACUGCGGCAUGGACCCCGACGAGGCGGUCAGCCGCCUCCUCUCCCAAGAUACUUUUCAAGAGGUAAAGAACAAGCGCGAUAAGAAAAAGGAGAUUCCUAAAGCCACAUCUGAGCCAAGAUCUCGAGGAGCAACUAACACAAACAGUCGUGCUACUAGAGGCGGCGCAGAUCGUACUGGCCGAAGCAGUUCAGUUCAGUCUGUAUCCAGCGGAGCUGAUAACAUGCUUUCAAGGUCAUCUAUAUUAGGACCGGGUGUGCCAUCAAGCAAUGCCGCUCAAAAGCAAACAGUUCCAAGUUCUAACAAAGAUGUGGUUCCUGAUGGAUCAUUGCAAUCAUCAUCAGGAUUUCAGCAGAAUUGGUAUGGGGUGCCUGGUCAGAUGUCAAUGGCUGAUGUUGUUAAAAUGGGCAGACCUCAAGGAAGGCCUUCUAGCAUGCCUGUGUCUACAACAGACAAAGCGUUUGCUGGUCAAAACCUGUCUUUUUCAUGUGAAACAAACCAUAACACAAACCAAUCUGCAAGCACAGCGCUCCCAACAACGGUUGACCAGGAAUUUCUGUCUCUUCAAGAUCCUAUUCCUCAAUUUGUGAAUUCUAGUCAUGCUUCUGCUGAUAGCCACCAAACACGUGAAAAUGUUUGGUUUCCACAGGAUGAACCACCAUCGCAAAGUCAAUUUACACUCCCUGAGACAUCUGGUGACCCAUUGUUGUCUGUGGCAUCAUUGGAGUCAUCAGUGCUGGUUGCUGAUGCUAUUAACUUACACGAAAAUUUUCACGCAGAAGAUAACACUUCAACUGUAAUGCAAACAGCAAUGCCUUCUGCGAGACACUUGGAAAGUCUUCAGGACACUAGUCAAUUCAGUGAUGGAUUAUUGCAGAACUCAAGGACAUACCAAUCUCAAGUGCAUUCCUAUGAUGACGAAGUUGAGGUGUCCACUGUUAAUGUCGAAUCGGCUACAACAAACUUUCAGCAUCUGAACUUGCAAAGCGAAGAUCUAACUACAGCUAAUUCAUCUGAAGAUAAUCCAGCUGUUAUAAUCCCCGAUCAUCUACAACUUGGAAAUACAGACUGCGCACAUCUGAGCUUUGGUAGUUUUGGAUCUGGUGCUUUCUCUGGGUUGCUUCCAUCCAAGGUCCCUAAAUACAAUGUGGACGAGGUGGCUAUCCCAAAUGACACACUCUCAGUUGAUCAAAUAGAUGUCAGGAAUCAAGAUUACUAUGACAAUGGUACUCUACAUUCCUCACCAAAUGAGGAUGCUGAGACCAGAGUUGGUACUAACAUGGACAAUAUCGAUGUACCUUCAGUUUCACAGCCUGAUACGCUGAGACAGGGUGCUCUAGAUGUGUCCGGUCUUCAGUAUAACAUGCAAUCAGUUUCGGAUCAUGCUUAUCCGAACACAACACAGCCAACUCUAAUGGAACAAGGAAACACACAAGCACAACAGCUUUCUCAUUUUUCAAACUUGCUGCAAGCAAACUCCCUGCAAAACAACUUGCUGGGGUCAAAUCUUACCCCUCACCGGGAUUUUGACUUCUCACCAUUUCUAUCGACACAGUCAGCUAUGAACUAUAACCCAGCUCUCCCAACUACCAGUUUACCAAUCUCCAUGCAAGAGAGUUUGAACCCAGGGAGUUUCUCCAACACUCAGGCUACACAAAAUCUUCCCAGUACAAGCAUUCCGUCAGGGCAACCUCACCCUCAGCAAUUGCCUGUACAUCCUUACUCUCAGCCAGCUGCCCUGGGGCCUUUUGCGAGUUUAGUUGGCUAUCCAUAUUUGCCUCAAAACUACUACGUGCCACCACCAGCCUUCCAGCAAGCAUAUGCUAAUAAUGGACCUUUCCACCAAUCUGGCGGUGCUGCUGCUGCUGCUGUGCCUGGAUCUGCUAUGAAAUAUUCAAUGCCACAAUACAAGAGCAGCCUUCCUGCUACAAGCCCACCACAACAUUCGUCUGUGGUCCCUGGUUAUGGAGGCUUUGGAAACUUUCCGAAUUUCGGCCAAAAUCAGAGUGCCUCCUCCCCAGGCACAACUAUGGGACUUGAUGAAGCUUUAAGCACACAGUUCAAAGAGGCCAAUCACUACAUGGCCUUACAGCAGAGCGACAACUCUGCAAUGUGGCUUCAUGGAGCUGCUGCUUCAAGAGCCGUUCCACCUAGCAACUUCUAUGGCUUCCAAGGCCAGAACACGCAGGGUGGCUUUCGGCAGGCGCAGCAGCCCUCUCAGUAUGGUGGUCUUGGAUACCCAAGCUUCUACCAGUCGCAGACUGGCAUGCCGCAGGAGCGCCUGCAGAACCCUACUGAGGGAAGCUUGAACAGCUCCCAGACCACCCCGUCUCAGCCAUCACACCAGAUAUGGCAGCACAGCUACUAGGACCUGGAUCUGUGCUCUGCGGGAGAAGCCUCUUUUAAGCUGCCAGGCUAUCUAGCUUGGCAUGCGCCAUAAAGUGAGCAGACUAGCUGACCUGCCGUCUUGAGCGCCGAGAAGAGGAUGACGCGUUCUAUAGUUUGGAAGCGUGUCAGUUUUUUGUUUUUUUGUUUUCUUCCUUUUCACUUGUUGAGUGUGUUCCGGGACUAGUUUCAGCUUGUCGUUUGAUUACAGCUGCUGUCUUGUAACGGUAAGUACUAACUCAUCUAACAGGAGCUGCUUUUUUAUACCCUGUGCGAGUGUUCUUGAUGGCUGCCUCA
Molecule: messenger RNA, 3079 nt
Organism: Brachypodium distachyon (stiff brome)
Lineage: Eukaryota; Viridiplantae; Streptophyta; Magnoliopsida; Poales; Poaceae
Exons: 10
Coding region: 261-2765 (834 amino acids)
Molecular function (GO): protein binding
Source: RefSeq, a predicted model, not a curated record